Molecule: messenger RNA, 2727 nt
Organism: Lachancea dasiensis
Lineage: Eukaryota; Fungi; Ascomycota; Saccharomycetes; Saccharomycetales; Saccharomycetaceae
Source: the annotation of a GenBank genome assembly
AUGGACUCUCCGGCAGAGACGCUGGGUGCGAAAUUCAGGCAGCGAGUCUCCAAGGCUUGCGACCAUUGUCGCAAACGCAAGAUUAAAUGCGGAGCCGUGAACAUGGCCACUGGAGCCUGCGAAAACUGUGCGAAAUUCCAGGUUGAGUGUACUUUCAAUCAUCACAAUGGGCUGGAGCAGCAGCGCCAGCGACUACUCGAAGAAGGCGCCAAUGUAGAUGGUUCGCGUGGCGUGGGAGCGGGUAUCAAAAAGGCCAAGAAGACCCACGACCAGGCGACGGUUAAAAAUCACAAGCUUCACUCGCCCCUGCCAGACUUGGCGAUGACGGAGUCGCCCACGGCCCCUCCCGAAUACCUGGAAAGAAGAUUGCUGGCGUUGGAAAACCAGAUCGGCACGCUCAUUAAGCUGAUAUCGAGACAGUCUUCCGCACAGUCCUCAUCGCCAAGUGGUCUACAAGGUAGCCCAUCUUCGAUAACGCAUCACCAGAGCCUAAACAUCCCAGCUUUGCCGGACGUUUCGCCGCGCCCUAAACAGAGACGGUACACGUCGUCGUUGCUGACCAAGCGUCGCAUCGCUUGGCUUCGACAGCGUGCGUAUCUCUGCCAAGGCUCGCGAGUCAAUGACACCAAUAAUGGGAUGGAGCCCAUAACAUUCUCACCGCUCAUGGAGGUCUUUGUCACGUCCUCCAAGUGGUACGUCGCAGAAGUGAAGAAGAUCAUCGAUUUUUCCACCCCAUUUGUUCCUAUGCACACUGCGCAGUUAUACCCGCUUCCUCCACAAGCUGAAAUUAGGGAACUUUCGGAAAAUUUCCUUUCUACAAUAUUCACUGGUGGCUAUGCUAUAAUCAGCGGCCAAGAGCUCAUUGCCCUGUUCGAACGCUACUACGCGGGCGAUAAACUGUCAUAUUCCGAACUUUUACUCAUCGACAUCAGUCUGUGCAUCUCCACGGCUUACGAUUUCAAAACUUCCGAAUGCUAUUUCUUAAAAGAAGGAAGUCCAGAAUUGGACUCCCGCGAAAGUUGCAUGCUUUUGAACAGCAUGUAUCAAUAUCACAAAGUUGCCCUUCUUAGCGAGGGCCUGAAAUCCGUGCAGGCCCUUAUCCUGCUCUACCAAUACGUGCAUACUAAGGUCAGCGCCAAUAUCGCCUAUAACAUCUUUUGUGUGGCUCAAAAAUUUGCCCAAGACAUUGGGCUGCAUAGAAGAGAAACAUACCAGGGUCUAAAUUUCCAGGAAGCUUCUCAACGGCUCAAGAUCUGGAUUCACUGUAUCUCUAUUGAUGCUCAACUAUCGUUGGCUUUCUCUCGACGGCCCAUGAUUAAUAUUGAUGAAACUGAGAUAUUCACAGAGGAGUUCUAUGCGGACUUCAUCAAAACUCAUGACCUUUCGAGCCCAACUUUCCAGCCCAAGUCGAAUUUCCACCCCAAAAGUGGCCUUGAUCGUUCGAUGUCGAUUUUGGCUGCGUCUCCAAACUCACUACUUGUGGGAGCUUCUUACUAUGCAAUGACUCUGGCCCGUAUUUCGCAUAAGUGCUACGAAUAUCUCUUCAAAGAGGAUGCCAUGGUUGGCACCACAUUUGAUGAAGUUUUAGAACGUAUUUUGUCCUUAAUUUCUGACCUAAGAGAAUGGGAAAGGGCUCUUCCUGGCGAAUUUUCUUUAGACCAUUACCGGGAUCACAUUGACCAAUUUAACACUCAGUCAAACGUUCACAUAUCUGAAAUAGACCGAGGUCAUUUGUCCACGAGUGUAUUAUACCUUCACUUCGAACACGCGCUCUUACUGAUUAUCGUGUCGCAAAUGGCUUGCUCCUUCAUCCACGAUAACGAAGAUAUUAAUUCGCAGUCUCGUUUUAACGUCGGUCUCAUAAGGGCAAAUGCCAGGCAAGAUAUUAAACAAGAGGGCUUAAAGAUCAUUACCCUAUACCCCCGUAUCAAAGUUGUGCCAUAUAUGCUGCAUCGAGUGUUUUACAUAUUUUGCGUGGGCGCUUAUAUUCUACUGUUUUCAAUCAUCGGAUUUUUGGAAGAAGAAACUGGGGAAAGCUUGAUGGCAAUUGUAGAGGUGUAUGACUACUUACUGGAAGCAGGAGACAUCAAAAUUUUGAAAGACAGUAUUAAAUGGAACGUUUCAAUGUUUAUUCUCACUUUUCUGCUUACUCUGGCCAUUAAAUGCUUCACGAACUACAAUCCUAAUGCUUCUAAAUUCAACUUGAAUGCUGCUGUUGUUAGCGAUAAGUUCGGAUUUUGGAUGGCUCGAUGUGAAUCCAACAAGACCACGGCAGUCAAUCAACUGAAGGAACAUUUGAACGUUUUUGCUCCUUGUGCAGAUCUUCCUGCUGAUGAACCGGGAGUUAAUGGCUCUUCGUCUACCAAUGCAGAAGGCGCAGACAGUGUCCUCCCGAGAGCUUUCCAUCUCUUUAGUGAGGUAGAUACAAAUGAUCUGAAUUUAUUAUUGUCAACUCUUCCUAUUCAAGUUAUGCCAUUUGACAGCUCAGACCUAAACGAUGGGCUAAAAAAUCUCGACGAUGACAGAGCACCUAUGAACAUUGAUCAAUCUGCUCCCAGCGUGGGUCUUAAUGUAAUUGGCCCUCCGGGCGGAAGUUUUGGGACAGAUUUCUCUACUUUUGAAAAUUCUUUCCUUGCUCCCACACAAGCAAGUGAUCAAAACGAACUAGAGCAAAUCUUGGACAAUAUGGUUUUUGAGAGAGACUUUAUUUUUCCUGCGAUGAUGUGA